Molecule: messenger RNA, 2796 nt
Organism: Talpa occidentalis (Iberian mole)
Lineage: Eukaryota; Metazoa; Chordata; Mammalia; Eulipotyphla; Talpidae
Gene: G3BP2
Product: G3BP stress granule assembly factor 2
Exons: 13
Coding region: 312-1760 (482 amino acids)
Cellular component (GO): ribonucleoprotein complex; cytosol
Molecular function (GO): mRNA binding
Source: RefSeq, a predicted model, not a curated record
GUCGGCGCCGGGCCUUGCCGGCUGGAGCGUGUCGGCACCGCACCGUGUUGGUGUUUUGGCUCGCAGGGUGUUUCAUUGUCGCGGUGCGGGACUUACUGCGAACUAUCCAAUCUGGGGUCGUAUUUGGUUGAGUCGAAAGUGAAAUUUUCCUUCGGCCUACUUGACAGGUCUUUGUUUGGUGGUAAAAAGGGUGCUAGAGCCCCCUCGUUCUACUGCCACUGGAGGGCGCGUAUCUCGUUUCUUGCUCUUCAAACCUGCUCUAAGGAAUUCCUAGAUCUAAACACCAGCAUUUGACAUUGUGCAGCAAAGAAAUGGUUAUGGAGAAGCCCAGUCCGCUGCUUGUAGGGCGGGAGUUUGUGAGGCAAUAUUAUACUUUACUGAAUAAAGCUCCAGAAUAUUUACACAGGUUUUAUGGCAGGAAUUCUUCUUAUGUUCAUGGUGGAGUAGAUGCUAGUGGAAAGCCCCAGGAGGCUGUUUAUGGCCAAAAUGAUAUACACCACAAAGUAUUAUCUCUGAACUUCAGUGAAUGUCAUACUAAAAUUCGUCAUGUGGAUGCUCAUGCAACCUUGAGUGAUGGAGUUGUUGUCCAGGUCAUGGGUUUGCUGUCUAACAGUGGGCAGCCAGAGAGGAAGUUUAUGCAAACCUUUGUUCUGGCUCCUGAAGGAUCUGUUCCUAAUAAGUUUUAUGUUCAUAAUGAUAUGUUUCGUUAUGAAGAUGAAGUAUUUGGUGAUUCUGAACCAGAACUUGAUGAAGAAUCAGAAGAUGAAGUAGAAGAGGAACAAGAAGAAAGGCAACCAUCUCCAGAACCUGUGCAAGAAAACACCAACAGUGGUUACUAUGAAGCUCAUCCUGUGACUAAUGGCAUAGAGGAACCUUUGGAAGAAUCCUCUCAUGAGCCUGAACCUGAGCCAGAAUCUGAAGCAAAGACUGAAGAGCUGAAGCCCCAAGUGGAGGAGAAGAAUUUAGAAGAAUUAGAGGAGAAAUCUACUUCUCCUCCUCCUGCUGAACCUGUUUCUCUGCCACAAGAACCACCAAAGGCUUUCUCCUGGGCUUCAGUGACCAGUAAAAACCUGCCUCCUAGUGGUACUGUUUCUUCCUCUGGAAUUCCACCCCAUGUUAAAGCACCAGUCUCACAGCCGAGAGUUGAAGCUAAGCCAGAAGUUCAAUCUCAGCCACCUCGUGUGCGUGAACAGCGACCUAGGGAACGACCUGGUUUUCCUCCUAGAGGACCAAGACCAGGCAGAGGAGAUAUUGAACAGAAUGAAUCUGACAACCGUAGAAUAAUUCGCUAUCCAGACAGUCAUCAACUUUUUGUUGGUAACUUGCCACAUGAUAUUGAUGAAAAUGAACUGAAAGAGUUUUUCAUGAGUUUUGGAAAUGUUGUAGAACUUCGCAUCAAUACCAAGGGUGUUGGGGGAAAGCUUCCAAAUUUUGGUUUUGUGGUUUUCGAUGACUCUGAACCAGUUCAGAGAAUCUUAAUUGCAAAACCAAUUAUGUUUCGAGGGGAAGUACGUUUAAAUGUGGAAGAGAAAAAAACAAGAGCUGCAAGAGAGCGAGAAACCAGAGGUGGUGGUGAUGAUCGCAGGGAUAUCCGGCGCAAUGAUCGAGGUCCUGGUGGUCCACGUGGAAUAGUGGGUGGUGGAAUGAUGCGUGACCGAGAUGGGAGAGGACCUCCUCCAAGAGGUGGCAUGGCACAGAAACUUGGCUCUGGGAGAGGAACCGGGCAAAUGGAAGGUCGCUUCACAGGACAGCGUCGCUGAAGCUCCACUGUUGGCAAAGUCUUAGCAGUGGUACAUAAUUCAUCGUGUUUGCAUUCUUGUUAUUUUUUUUUUUUUUUUGGCUUUGGAAUGUGACACAGCCUUUUUGAUCAUUUCUUUGAUGUGAAAAGCAUCUUUUGGUUAUCAGUUAAAUUGAGGUGGACAUUAUUUCCCCAAUUUCACAACAGGAUUCACAUUAAUUUAUAAAUCUAGACUUGGAGAUUUGAGGACUGAGAAAUGACCAUAUCUAAACUAUCUACAACAAAAUGAACUUAAAAGGACAUGCCCAACUGAAUUCAGGUCCUUUGAGUCAAAAAAUCCUCUGCUGCACAUUUUGUUUAAGUGUUACUGUUUCUGCCUAUUAAUGUUGGAAACACAAUUAGUGCAAUUUGUGCAAUUGGAGAAUCUUGCCUUUUUUCUUGGCUCCCCCCCAAAUACAAACCAACAGAAACUUGUUAUGCACUCAUCAAAAAUGCACUAAUGGGUACUUUGAACUCAUUAACAUUGACAUCUGCGACAGGAGGCAACAGGGGGAAAAAAAUCAUCUUUUUUCCAGUAGAGAAUAGUUUGUGAAAUGAUGAGGGCAUUUUAUCUGCUUGCUGUGACCAGCGUAUGUACACAUAAACCUUAACAAGACUACAAGUAUAUUCCAGAAGGAAAUCAUUUAGUUGUGAACUAAGUAACAAAAUCAGAACUUCAGAUGCUAUGGUCUUGACUAUUAGACCAGAUUUAGUAGCUCCAUAUCUAAGAUUUUUCUACCUGCCCCUCUUCAGUACAGGGAUGGCUGGCUGCUCAACACACUCCUCCUCCCCUUUUCCUUUCUUUAAGCUGUGUACAGUGAAAAUUGUCUUUACUGUAUUUUUGUUCUCUGGUAAUGUAAUAAGCAUGAUGGUGCCUUCUAUUAAUACAUCAUUCCAGUCUUGCUGGUAAUUUUGUACAGUAUAGUGUAUGAAUUGCUGUGCUGCAAAGCCAAACAGCUGCAAAAUGUUGAAAAUCAUUGAAGUGUAUAAAAAUUGCAGUAUCUUUAAAAUCAGUAAAA